CACCAAGAGAACUUCCAUCCCCCCGAGGAGUCUGACCUGAGCAGACACAUGGCAAUCCAGAAGAUGGGUGGCAGGGGGCGGGUGGCCGCUGAGCUGCUUGAACAGAGAAGGAGCAGCCACUGUGAUGACAGGAAGCAGACAUCCAUAAAGUUGGGGCCUCCCACAGUUCGACUGGAAUAAAAAGAUUUGAAGUGAUUCGGGACAGUGGAGUGGAAGAGGAGGAAGAGGAAGAUAUAAAUGUUGGAGCACUACCCUGUCGUCUGUUUCUGCAAUGGUUGGAAGCAUGUGUGACUUAGAUCAGGGAAAACGUCUACCAAUGAUGGAUAGCUCCCCCAUGACUGCACCCCUGUCAGGGGUUCGGAGCAUUCUGCACCCAGGAAUUCACCUUCCUGUCUCCUUCCUCCUCCUCUCCUCCCAGACGCUGUUAGCACUGCUGGUCUUGGUGCUGUACCUGGGCACAGGAAUAUCAGGAAAUGGCUGGGAAGGAUCCGGACGGAUCAGGGACUGCAGCCACCCUCAGAAUCCCGUGGCAUCCCAGGGCUUUGAGUAUCAGGCCAGUGAACCCACUGAAGAGCCAAUAAGGACCCUCAGGAAGUGGCUGAAGACAAACUUGCACGGUUUUCUGGAGAAGCUAGAGAGAGAAGUGAGAGAGUUGGAACAGCUGGUACGCGACCUGGAAUUCUGGCUUGAUGCGCUCCUGGGAGAGCCGCACCCCGAAGACCUGUGCUCCACCCACAAGGGUCAUCUGUGAAGGGCAGGUGCUGGGACCUGGGGAGCAGAAGAGGAGGCCAGGAGGCCAGGUUCUGACACUCGCUGUUCCAGGCAACAAUAAAGUGGACAAUAAAGUGGCUGAGAGGAUAAGGGGGCGUUCAUGAGCAUCGAGGAACAAUGGGGUUGGGGGACCAUGCCUGCGGCCACCAGACCAGUGCAGCUCCCAGUGGCUUCAAGCUCAUCCCUUCUUUCCCACUCACUGGAGACAUGGGGCAAAUUUCCUUAAUCUCUCUCUUUAAAAAAAAAAAAAAAAAAAAAGAGUAUGUAUGUAUGUGCAUGUGUGUGC
Peromyscus maniculatus bairdii (prairie deer mouse) is the source of this 1057-nucleotide messenger RNA. The record is from RefSeq and is a predicted model, not a curated record. NCBI's taxonomy places the organism in Eukaryota, Metazoa, Chordata, Mammalia, Rodentia, Cricetidae.